Messenger RNA from Laccaria bicolor S238N-H82, 348 nucleotides. RefSeq lists its product as uncharacterized. The transcript is spliced from 3 exons. The record is from RefSeq and is a predicted model, not a curated record. The coding region runs from base 1 to 348 and encodes 115 amino acids. Lineage: Eukaryota; Fungi; Basidiomycota; Agaricomycetes; Agaricales; Hydnangiaceae.
AUGGCGAGUCACCUCGAGUCACCCAAGCUCCGAAUUGGUGCUACCUACUCGCCAACCAAUCGGAAGUCUGCCUCCCAGUUUGAGUCUAAUCGACGUAUGGCCGACCCUUCAUAUUUUAAGAUAACAGUUAAACAGAAUUUACUCAAGGAAACCGCACUGUCUCAAAGGAAUGCCCAAAUCAAGUUACUCAUGUGGAGUUUCGGGAGAAAGCGUAGGAGUGGUCUCACCCUGAAAAUAUCCCUCUUGAUUCCUGGUGAAAGGAAGGACCGCAUCGAGGAGCUAAUGAUAUAUGUCAUUCUCUGUGCAUCCAAGGAAUUGCUCCAGCCGACGUGGCACAAGAACACAUAA